AUGCUGAGAGCUAAAUCUGUGGCUUCAUUCUGUCUUCUGUGGUGUCCUAGAAGAAGCUAUAAAGUAUUGGCCAUUGAAACCUCUUGCGAUGACACCUGUGUUGCUGUGUUGGACAGGCCAUCAACUACCAAGGCUCCUGAACUAUUAGUCCACCUGAAAGAAUCGUUGGAUACAGUGCAAGAUGGGGGCAUUAUACCUACCAAAGCGCAUGUACAUCAUCAAUUGAAGAUUGCAUCGUUAACAAAGAAGGCUUUAGCUAGUUGUUCAUCUCCAGAUAUCGAUCUUAUAUGUGUCACUAGGGGCCCUGGGAUGCCAGGAUCUCUUUCUAGUGGCCUUGAUUUUGCAAGAGGUUUAUCGGUGGCAUGGGGGAAACCAUUUGUUGGUGUGCAUCAUAUGUUGGGUCAUCUCUUGAUCCCCAGGAUGAUUAGUAACGGUAUGGAACCUAAGUUUCCAUUUAUUAGUCUGCUUGUGAGUGGUGGCCACACAAUGCUGGUUCAUUCUUCGAGUGUUACAGAGCAUGAGAUCCUAUGUGACACCUUGGACAUUGCCAUUGGUGAUUCCUUAGAUAAAUGUGGUCGUGAAAUUGGAAUUAAAGGAAUAAUGAUAGCCAAAGAAAUGGAAAACCUCAUUGGAUCAAACCCAAUAUCUAUUAAAGAUAAUGACAAAAUUGUUCUACCUAAUCCAUUGAGAAACAAGCCAAGUAGAGUUGAUACAUUGGCGUUUUCAUUUGCUCCUUUCAUUACAGCUGUUAAGAAGAAUCUGACCAAAGUAAUCUCAGAAUACGACGAAAAUGAAAGAAGAGCAAUGGCAUAUCAAAUUCAAGAAUCUACAUUUGACCAUCUGAUUACAAAGAUAAAACAUACCAUUAAAUUACGUCCUGAUAAGUUUCAAAAUGUUGACCAGUUUGUAUGUUCUGGAGGUGUCGGUGCAAAUAAAAGAUUAAGAACAAAACUAGAGAAUGAAUUUGGGGAAACUUUCAAAGCAUUCUACUAUCCACCACUAAAUCUAUGUUCUGACAAUGCAGUAAUGAUAGGUUGGGCAGGUAUAGAAUUAUACGAAAAGAAUAAACUGACGACAGAUUUAGAAGUAACACCGAUUAGAAAAUGGCCAAUAACUGAUAUCUUGAAGGUACCAGGAUGGAUUUGUAAAUAA
This is a messenger RNA of Vanderwaltozyma polyspora DSM 70294, 1152 nucleotides long. It is a transcript of the gene QRI7, whose product is annotated as putative N(6)-L-threonylcarbamoyladenine synthase. Gene Ontology annotation, biological process: mitochondrial tRNA threonylcarbamoyladenosine modification. Lineage: Eukaryota; Fungi; Ascomycota; Saccharomycetes; Saccharomycetales; Saccharomycetaceae. The coding region runs from base 1 to 1152 and encodes 383 amino acids. The transcript has a single exon. Gene Ontology annotation, cellular component: mitochondrion. The record is from RefSeq and is a predicted model, not a curated record.